Molecule: messenger RNA, 7612 nt
Organism: Thamnophis elegans (Western terrestrial garter snake)
Lineage: Eukaryota; Metazoa; Chordata; Lepidosauria; Squamata; Natricidae
Gene: BCL9L
Product: BCL9 like
Exons: 8
Coding region: 1908-6086 (1392 amino acids)
Biological process (GO): positive regulation of transcription by RNA polymerase II; canonical Wnt signaling pathway; negative regulation of transforming growth factor beta receptor signaling pathway
Cellular component (GO): beta-catenin-TCF complex
Molecular function (GO): beta-catenin binding; transcription coactivator activity
Source: RefSeq, a predicted model, not a curated record
UGUCGCCCUGUUGAUGAUGUCAGCGACGCGGUUUAAUCGGGCGCGGCUUAGUCGAGCGCGGUUUUGUCGUGCCAUGCUCCGCAGGUAGGUCCCAAACCCUCCUCCCGCCCCAAGGCCUUUCCCACCAGCAGGGCUGGGAGUGGCCGGGACGGGGACUGCUGUCCGGGUGCCAGUUGUGGUCCAGAGGCAUCUGGCCCUGCCACCCUCGCCUCGCCUGCAGGUGACUUGUGCUCCCCCCUCCCUCCCUCCCUCCCUCCCUCCCUCCCCAGCAGGCUCUCCCUGGGCAGCCUGGAAAUAAAUCUCUCCUGGUGUGGAAGGAGGAAUAUAAAUAUCCCGGAGUGAUGUGAUCUUUCCAGCUGCUAUUAAUAGGCCCCCAGAGGCUUAGCCGCCCCACGUGACGACGGAGAGUUAAAGAGACGGUGUCAGAAAGGAGCCCCCCCCUCAGGGCUGGAGCACCUGCUGGCCAGAGACAGCUGCAGGUCAAGGGACGGGCUAGGGCCCCUCCCCACCUUGACCCUGAAAGUGGUGCUCCUAGGUAGGGCUGGAGAGGAUCCAGAGCCCCCCACAGGCCUUGAGAGUGACCUCUUCUCAACCCCAUUUGAGGGGGGGGGGGGGCUUCUCCCUCCCCUGUCCUGAAACUCCUCCAUUCAGCCUUUGGAUUUGCUCGGCCUCUUCCCAAUCAUCUGUUAAUGGCCAUUUCCCCAAAAUGCUACCAGGGACGCUCGGCCCCAUCAGCCACUCUGAGGCACAGUGUCCAUUGUUACGUUGCACUAGAGGGGCUGAACUCCACACAGAACUGGGUAGGCUCCUCUGGCACAUCAUAUAUUUGCAUGGAAGGAUGGCGGCAGGGCCUGCAAAUUCCGGUUCGUUUCCAGUGAUUCCCAAGGUGGAAUUGGCAUGUUUUUUAGCAACUGGACAAUAGGGGUGUGUUUUCAUUCAGUUGAUACCGAAAGUUCCUUUCCUCGUCAGUCCCAACCAGGAAUACCUAGUUAUGUUUUCUUUUGCUCUUUAGUAGUGGACUCCAGCGGUUUGGAGAGCGGCUUCUUUGUUGCCUUAAGCAUGCAAAAUGAUUUUGGAUUGUAAGCAGAUUUCUUAGUGCUGAGCCCAAACUCCACUUAGGAAGAUGUUGGUCCCAGCUCUUCUCCUUAGGGCUUUUCAUCUUUGUCUGCUGGAAGAAUUGUUGGUUUUCUCUUAACUCAUAAUGAAGUUACUGUUUAUCCCGGGACAGAUGAAACUUUAUCCCGGGACAGAUGAAACAGCCUCUGUCCAAAAAUCUGAUGGACUUUGAAAAAUUAAUCAGACUUACUUCGGCAAAAGCCAUACUGAUUCUCCAAUACGUCUGAACAUGUUUAAUCCUGCCUCCCCCCCCCCCACAAACACACAGUUUCUCCCCCCCCCCAAUUGGAGCAAUCUGCCUUGGCCAGUUCCACAACACGGUUAUCUUUGGAGGGGAACAUCUGGAGAGGGCAACUUUUGGAGCGGAUCCCUUGCCAGGUUCAGCCAAACAGAGCCUCCUUCCGGUCUAAACAUCUCCUCCUCUCAUGCAGGGCUGGGCCAGGAAGGGGUGCCAAACAGGGGUGGGUUGCUCCUCUCGGUUCGGCCCAAAUCGGGCGAAUCAGUAGUGGCAACGGCGGGAGACUCCGCCCACUCACCCGGAAGCUUCUGCACAUGCGCAGAGGCGUCGCGCAGGAGCAAACUGGUAGGGGAAAAAAUGGAAACCCACCACCGGUGCCAAAUUGCAGACUCCCAGAGGCAGCGGGGGGAAGUCUUGGGCCGGGAGGUUGAGGGCUUGUGGGGAGUGAGGAUUGCGAGGUUUGCCGGAGGUCUCGGGGACACCUCGGCACAAAGUGGGUGUCCUGAGCCGUAGGAGCCGUAGCAUCUGCCCUGGCUGCUUCUUAGCCCCCCUCAUGAUUGUUUUUGUGCCCCUCUCUCUCUCCCCCUGCCCACCCAGGAGGCGUUUGGCCCGACUGGAAGUGCCAGUGGUGGUGGACCCAGAGACGAGGGGCUUCCUCCAGUGUCGCUGCCAGAAACCUCAGCCAGUCAAAUGCACCCUGACAGUAAAUUGGCCAGCCAUGGAAAGACAGGGCAAAGUCAGGCGGGAACGCAGCGUCUCCAUGGAUUCGGGAGAGCGGCGGGAAGCGAGUGCCACCCCACUGGACAAGGAGCUGAAAGGCGAGACGGUCCCUCGGAGCAAGAGGCGCUGCGUGCUGGAGAGGAAGCAGCCCUACAGCGGGGACGAGUGGUGCUCUGGGCCGGAGAGCGAGGAUGACGACAAGUCCCUGGGCAGCAGCCACAAUUGCCACGUAGCCGAGUCGGCCAUGAGCGGAAGUGCGCAGCUGGGCCCAGGAUCCAACCCUUUGCCGGCCCUGAGCGAGAGCAAUACGCCUGGCGUCCCUCACAGCACGGCCCCCAGCCUGCGCUCAGACGCUGGAGGAAAGCAGGGCCUGCAGCUGGUCUACGUCUUCACCACGCACCUGGCCAACACGGCUGCGGAGGCUGUCCUUCAGGGCCAGGCGGACUCCAUUCUUGGCUACCAUCAGCAGCAUGUGCCCCGGGCAAAGUUGGACCAGCCGGCCCCUCUCCCGAAGAUGCCGGGCGCCGUUGAGCCCCUGCCGCUCCACUUGUCUCCUGCCAAUACGCCUCAGGGACCGCCGGCCCUGCCCCCAAGCAGCCAGCCCCCGGGACAGCAGGCAGGAGGGCCCCCCCUGGGGCUCGGCCAAGGGCCUCUCUCUUCCAGCAACGCCCUCCCGCCAGAGGGUGCCCCCGAGGAGUCUUGCCAAGACCUGACGCCCAACUCGAUGGGAAACGGCAGCAACAGCAGCAGCUCCGCGGCCCCCAGCAGCACCCACCCCAGCACCCCCACCACGCUCGGCUCCCUGCAGGCCAGCACUGCAGAGGGCCUGUUGGGGGAGGGGGCCAGCACGGGACCCCCUGCGGCAGGAAAUGGCCCUCGCAACCCCCUCAACACCGAAGGCCUCUCCAAGGAGCAGCUAGAGCACCGGGAACGCUCACUACAGACUCUGCGGGACAUCGAGCGCCUGCUCCUGCGUGGCAGCGAGGCUGAGCCCUUCCUCAAGGGCGGGCCAGGCCCCGGUGAAGGCACCAUCCUGCCCACCCAGGCUGCAGCCCCUCAGCCUCCCCAGGCUGCUCUCUCCGGGGCGGGGGUGAAGAAGUAUGAAGAGCCGCUGCAGUCCAUGAUUUCGCAGACGCAGAGCCUGGGGGGCCCAGGCCUGGAGCAGGAGGGGCCAUUGCCCCCGGGGGUGGACCUGAGCCAGCCAAUGAACAUGGUGCUGCAGCGCCUCGGCCAGGACAGCCUGACCCCCGAGCAGGUGGCCUGGCGCAAGCUGCAGGAGGAGUACUACGAGGAGAAGCGUCGUAAGGAGGAGCAAGCCGGACUGCAUGGCGGGCGGCCACUCCAGGAAGUGAUGCUGGCCCAGCCCCUGGGAGGCGUGAUGCUUCGGGGGCCCCCGCCACCCUACCACAGCCGGCCCGGGGAGCAGUGGUUGCUGCGGGGGGCAUCCCUGGACAUUCAGGAGCAGCUGCGGCCCACCUUCUCUGGCCCCCGCGGCUUCCCGGGCGGCCAUGUCCAGAGGGGCUUUGCCACGAUGCCCCUGGAGUCCCUUGGCCCGGGUGGCGGUGGGCCCCGCCCCAUACAGCCCGGCCUACCGUGGGGUGAAGACCUGCCUCUCAGGGGUCCAGGACACUUUGCGCCUGGGGGCCUCUCGUACCCCCCAGUGCAGGGCGAGGCGGAGCGCUUCCUGCCAUCCCGCGCCCGUGAGGACCUGCUGCGUCACCCCCUACUGGAGAAGCGCCCGGGGUCUCUGGGGCUGGAGAUGGAGCGUGUAUUGCCGACCCACCGGCAGGUGGAGCCUGGCCUGUUUGCCGGGGAAGGCCUGGGCUUGGAGUUCGGGGGGGGCCGGGCCCUGAUGAGCCCCCCACCCCCGCUGCAGGAGGUGGAGACGAGCCCCUUGGCCACACCCACCAACCUGAACAUGAACGUCAACAUGAACAUGAACCUGAGCGUGCAGAUGACGCCCCAGCAGCAGCAGCAGCAGCAGCAACAGAUGCUGCUGGCCCAGAAGGCCCGGGGGGCAGAACUGAUGUCCCACGAGGAAAUGGCCAGGGGACGUGCCCCAAAUGGCACCGGGGCCCUGAUGGGGGGCCCCCCGAAGAUGCUGAUGGGGUCGCCCUUCCCAGGCCAGGGGCAGCAGCAGGGCUUCUCCGGGCAGGGUCCCUACCCCCCUGUGCUGCAAGAGAUGGGCGGCACGCCUGAUAUGUUUGGCCCGGAGCAGGGCGGCAUGGCCGGCACCCCACGGCUCAGCCACGUUCCCCUGCCACCCAGCACCAGUGCCUCGGCCACCAACAUGCACGCAGCUCCCAUCCGGGGCCUGGGCCGCCGCCCCUCGGACCUGGCCCUCAACAUGGGGCCGAUGAACUCUCCCAACGUGGGCCGCCUGAAGUCUCCCACCCUCAGCCAAGCACAUUCCCCCCUGGGCACGUCCCCUUCGGCCAACCUCAAGUCGCCUCAGACCCCUUCUGCCCUGGCCAGCCUGCCAGCCGCCAGCAGUGCCCCCCUCAAGUCCCCGCAGGUGCUGGGCUCCGUGCUCAAUGUCCGCUCCCCAACUAGUUCGCCCGGCCACCUCAAAUCGCCCUCCAUGGCCGUUUCUUCCCCAGGAUGGGCGCCCUCCCCCAAGGCCAGCCUCGCCAGCCCAGGAAAGCCAGCCCUGGGAAUGAGCAACUCCGCCCCCUUGGGCCACCUGGAGCAAGGCGCUGUGCCCUCUGGGUCUCGGAGCAGCUCCUCUGCCCCGCCUGGCAGCGUCUCUGGCCCCCUGAACCCCAGCCUGCCUUUUCCUUCCUCUCCAGAUCCACCCCCAUCCCAGAACCCUUUGUCCCUCAUGAUGUCCCAGAUGUCCAAAUACGCCAUGCCCAGCUCCACGCCACUCUACCACAAUGCCAUCAAGACCAUUGCCACCUCGGAUGACGAACUGCUCCCGGACCGGCCCCUGCUGCCGUCUGGGGCUAUGUCUGGCAUGGGUGGAAACCAGCCCAAUCCAAUGCACGUGAACUCUGUGGGGCCAGCCCCUGUGCCGAGCCCUCUGGGCCUGAACCUCGCUGGACAGCAGCUGCUCUCCCAGGAAGUGGCAGCCCCCCCGAUGUCUUCGCCCAGCCCCCUGGGGACCGGCCUCCCCAUGCACAGCGGCGCUCCUGUGCAGAACCCAAUGAUGCCCCCCGGGCCCCCCGAUGCCCUGGGCCAGCCCUGCGGCCCUUCUGGCCAGCUGGUAUUCGCACCACGUCUGCAGCAGCCCCCCGCCAAUGGCGGCAUUCCAAUGGCCCCAGGAGGGGCGGCCGGACCCGGGCUGCAGCAGCCGCCUCCCCCACAGCAACACCACUACCCGCCUGGCUUGGGAGUCCCUCCAGAGGAGCUGCCCCCCCAGCAGGUGCCCCCGCAGCAGCGCCUGGCCGGGCGGCUGCCGGAGCCCUACCCCUCUGUGGCCUCCGUGCUGAGCGACCCAGAGCUGAGCGACGUGAUCCGCCCCACACCAACGGGCAUUCCCGAGUUCGACCUCUCCCGCAUCAUCCCUUCCGAGAAGCCCAGCAGCACGCUGCAGUACUUCCCCAAGGGGGGGGAGGGCCAGGGGGUCAAGGGCCUGCCCCCCUCCAACCUGCACCUGGCGAGCCUGCAGAACAUGAUGGUGGAACAGGGCCAGGCCCGGCCCGGCCCACAAACGAUGCCGCGAGGAAUGACCCUGUGCCACCCUGGACAGAUGCCCGUGCUGGGCAGGACAGGCCUGCCCCCCCAGCAGAGCCUGGUGGGCAACAGCCUGCCCCAAGGGCUGAUGCUGCCCCAGCAGAGCCUCCUAGCCCAGCAGAACUUCCUGCUCAUGCAGGCCAAGCAACGCAGCAUUUCCGUCUCCGGAGAGAUGUACGGGCAGCCAGCGGGGCACCUGAUCUCCCCCCAGGGCCCCCUUAUGGGCCCCCCGUCCCAGCAGAACCUCAUGGUCUCCAUGCGCCAGCGCAGCGUCUCCUUGGACGGCCAGAUGAGCUACGGCCCCGGAGCCGGCAGCAUGGCCAACCUGCCCUUCUAAGGCCCGUCCCGCCUUCUCUGCUUGACUUCUGGAAGGAGGAAUUGGGAAUUGGUGUCGGUAGGUCUGGGGGAGCAACGGCCGCCCAGCCUUCUCUGGGCCGGAGGAGACCGAGGAAAAGGUGGAAGCCCUCCUCCACCAGCUACCCUGGCGCCAGAUGGAAGACCCACCCAGCAGCUGCCUGCAACCGGGUGGAGUCCGUGGGCCAGCUGCCCACAGGGCUGGACACUCCAGGCUAAUGCUGGGACAGGGCCUGAGGUGACGUUUGCACCCCGCCCCCUUAGCUCUCCUCACAGGACGCCACGAGAGUGGAUGGGCCCUUUCCCCCGGGCCGUGAAGGGAUCGUGGCCGGGGCAGGAAAAGGGUGGGGGGGCUUCCCAGACUGUCGGGCAUUGCCCCUCCAGUGGCCUUCUGCUUGUUUUCCCACGGGGGAGGGGGGCAGACGGGGUGAGCUCUUCCCUUUGCUUCCAUGCCUCCUGGCGCGCUCUGCCGGGUCCCUUGCUGCAGAAUGGCCACGGGACGGCUCCACGGCCCAAUUCCACCUCCUGGGCUUGUAGUGGGAUACCCUGAGGAGGAGAGGAGGUUUGGGGAUCGAAGGUCGAAAUAGUCUCCUGUUGAAAAAAGAUGGCUUCCAUUUGGCCGCAGUUCCCCACAAGGAACGAAGAGAAGCCAAGCAGCUGCCCUCUGGCAUGGGCAGGGGCUGAGGGGGGCUUGUAGGGAGACGGGCGCGAGAGGGCAGGCCCCGUAGCCCCCCUUGGGAAAGGCUCGCCUGCCCCUCGUGUCUCUGUGGAGGGGAGGGGGUUCAUCCCCUGCCUCUGUCUAGAACGAGGCAGUGGACGGAGCAGGUCAGGGAGGCCCUUUCUCUGGGCCUGCCCAGGGGUUGAGGAGCACCCGAGGCUGGGGCUCAGGGUGGGGGCUGGGUCUUGCAGGCCCCUCCUGGCAGGUGCACCUGGCACUGCCAAGCUGGGGCGCCUCUGCACUUUUAAACUCAGCUUCUGCUGAGACCCCCCCUCCCGCCCCCAGCUUUGGCAGUGAAGAUCAGAAGAGGGGGGGGCUGCAGGGGGCCUGCUGGGGACACCAGGAUUAGAAGCCCCCAGGAGGAGCAAGGGGGAGGCUGGUUUCCCAGGGUCUGGCCAGGAGUUUCACCACAACAGCCGCCCCCCAACGCCGCAGAAGGGGCUUCCAGUGACCACCGUCAUGUUCAUCCUUGCUUGGAGCAUUCAUGGGCUCUCCCCCUCCCACCCCCCGCCCCUCCAGCUCUGCCUUGUGCUGUGAAUGUGGUCCAGUCUCGUGUCUCCUGCCUCCCUUCCUGUUUCCCUCCCCAGCUUGAAUCUCCUCUGCUGAGCGCCCCCCCCGCCCCCGCUUCCUUUGCGGUCAGUCAGGAGGAGGUGCUAUCAGGGUGACCCCUGCGGCUCACAGGGGGGGGGGGACACUGGGUGCUCCAUGCCAUUUCCUGUCAGCCAUGCAUUUUGUACCAGUCUAUAAAUAAAUAUAUAUAAAUAAAUAUAAAUAUAAAUAUAUAAAUACAA